Messenger RNA from Copidosoma floridanum, 1447 nucleotides. Its product is annotated as sentrin-specific protease 7-like. Gene Ontology annotation, molecular function: SUMO-specific endopeptidase activity. Lineage: Eukaryota; Metazoa; Arthropoda; Insecta; Hymenoptera; Encyrtidae. Gene Ontology annotation, cellular component: nucleus; cytoplasm. Gene Ontology annotation, biological process: proteolysis; protein desumoylation. The record is from RefSeq and is a predicted model, not a curated record.
UGGUUAACUCGAAGACGUGUAAGGCAAGAUAUUCUAGCAUUAAAAAAGGAUGGUGCAUCCAGAGCACGAGUUAGAAGAGGAGGAGGAACAGGAGGAGGGUGCCAAUAAGUGCGAUUGUAAUAGUUCUGGAAGUAUUCAUAUACUCCAGUCAAUGAGGAUAGAUGAACCUGCUGAAGCGCCAAUUUGUCGCAAACCUGAUGAGGAUCAGGUAAAGGUGCUUGUUGCCCCUGAUAAUGGAUACCAGUGGUUGAUUGAUUUUCAGCUGCCUAAGGAAUGUCAUUUCAGUUGGAAGGUUGAACAUCUUUUAAUGAUGUUAAGAUCACGAUUGCACGAAGAAGAAAUUGUUUGUACCUACUUAGUAAAAGAUGAUCCCAUUUACAAUGUAAGAUAUGUCAUUAACACACGAAAAACAACGAAUCCGAAAAUAAUAGACGAUGCUGUGAUUAGUGAAACUAGCAGUCCUAUGAAAAAAUUACGAAAACGCAGAAGAAGCUCGUCUGAUUCAUCUUGUUCUGUUUCGACAAAAAGCAGCGAUGAUAUAAUAGAAGUGCAGAGUUCUGACCAAUGUCUCACACUGGAUUUGCGAAGAAAUGCACAAGUUAUUUUAGUGUAUCCUAAACCGCCUAUGAAGUAUGGGAUUACUGUUACAACAGAAGACUUUAAAUGCCUGAAUCAGGGCCAGUUCCUGAACGACAUAAUUAUAGAUUUUUAUUUAAAAUAUUUUGCUUUGGAAAAAUUAUCGGAUCAAGAUAAAGAAAGAACAUACAUUUUCAUUACUCAUUUUUAUUACAUUACUUGUAUAGAAGCUUGUGUGAUAACCAAUCAUGGAUACAUAACCACAACUUUCUUCUUAGAUGAUCCAAAAAUUAUUUUUAUAUUCAAAAUUACAAGUGCAUUCAAACCACACAAUACCUCUGAAGUUAAUUUUGAGCUUGAUGCAGAGUACAUGAUCCAAAAAAAUGAUGCGGAAGUCAUCGAUCUGAAGCAUUUUAAAACUCAAAAUGCUGACUGUGUGAGAUCAACUAACAUAGAUGAUAACUGGUUAAAUUCAAACAUGGAACAGCCUAUCAUACAUCACAUGGAAAAGCUUGAACAGAGAGAUUCUGGUUGGAAACUGCAACAAGUAAUCAGUUUGGCCGUAAAUAUAAAUAAAUUUAGUCCUAUAAAAGCAAGCUCAUAUAUUCUAUUGUCAGACGAUGUGAGGAAAAAAGAGUCCUGUGUUAAUGUGGAAAAUAAUGAAGACCAGUGUUUCAAGUGGAAAGUUGUAUCUGCUCUGCAUUCUGUUAACAGGAGUGCUCAAAUAAUGCAAAAAAAUGUGUAUAAACCAAAGCUUGUCACAGAAAAAUCUGCAUCACAUUUCGAUGUGUGUAAGAUUACGAGCAGUGAACUUCAGAGUUCAUAUGGUGAGAAGCAGAUGAGACUCUCAUCUAGCCUGAUGGCUACAUAA